UCCCGGGGCGGCCGCGGUGCCGCGGCUCCGCACCAUGGACCGGCUCAGCGUGCUGGACCAGCUCCUGCCAGAGCUCAGCGUUCUGCUCAAGCUGCUGGACCACGAGUACCUGAGUGCCACCACGCAGGAGAAGAAGCUGGCCGUCUCCACCAUCCUGCAGAAGCUGCAGCCGCCUGCAGGGAAGGACGUGGACUACAUGUACGUCAACACAGCGUCCCUGGGCAAUGGCACCAGCUUCGUGGAGUCCCUCUUUGAGGAGUUUGACUGUGACCUGCGGGACCUGCAGGACAUGCAGGAGGAGGAGGGGGACACCAGCGACGCCGUUGGCUCGGAGCUGGCGGGGAGCCAGACAGCCAAACCUGUUCCUGCGGAUCCUGCUCCUCCUCUGCCCACCACUCCCCCUCCUGAGGAUUACUACGAGGAAGCGCUGCCCCUGGGCCCUGGCAAGGCCCCCGAGUACAUCACCUCCCGCAACAGCUCCAGCCCCCCCAACUCCAUCGAGGACGGCUACUACGAGGAUGCAGACAGCAGCUACCCCGUCACCAGGAUAAAUGGGGAGCAGAAAAGUUCCUACAAUGACUCGGAUGCCAUGAGCAGCUCUUACGAGUCCUACGACGAGGAGGAGGAGGAGGGCAAGGGCCAGCAGCUGACACACCAGUGGCCCUCGGAGGAGGCCUCCAUGAACCUGGUGAAGGAUUGCCGGAUCUGCGCCUUCCUCUUGCGCAAGAAGCGCUUCGGACAGUGGGCCAAGCAGCUCACCAUCAUCCGGGAUGGCAAACUGCUGUGCUACAAAAGCUCCAAGGACCGGCAGCCACACGUGGAGGUGCCCCUGGCCACCUGCAACGUCAUUUACGUCCCCAAGGACGGGCGGCGCAAGAAGCACGAGCUGCGGUUCUCGCUGCCGGGGGCCGAGGCGCUGGUGCUGGCGGUGCAGAGCAAGGAGCAGGCUGAGGAGUGGCUCAAGGUGAUAAAGGAAGCCAGCAGCCCAGCAGCAGGCGGGAUGGAAGCCCCCACCUCCCCAGUGAUGCCGUGCAAGAUGGAGCUGGACAAGCGGCUGUCCCAGGAGAAGCACACCUCGGACUCGGACAGCGUGGCCAUGGGUGACAGCGGGUCCCCAGCCGCCCGCAGGGAGCACGGCGAGCACGGGAAAGGCAAAAAGAGCGGCCUGGCUGACCUGAAGGGCUCGAUGAGCCGGGCAGCGGGGAAGAAAAUCACCAGGAUCAUCAGCUUCUCCAAGAAGAAGCCGUGCCCCGAGGACACCCAGACCUCCUCCACCGAGGAGGACAUCCCCUGCUGCGGCUACCUCAGCGUGCUGGUGAACCAGUGCUGGAAGGAGCGCUGGUGUCGCCUCAAGGGCAACACCCUGUACUUCCACAAGGACCGCACGGACCUGCGCACGCAUGUCAACGCCAUCGUCCUGCGGGGCUGCGAGGUGCUGCCCGGGCUGGGCCCCAAGCACCCCUUCGCCUUCCGCAUCCUGCGCCACGGGCACGAGGUGACGGCGCUGGAGGCGAGCUGCUCUGAAGACCUGGGCCGCUGGCUGGGUCUCCUCUUGGUGGAAACGGGCUCCCAGACAGCCCCAGAGGCCUUGCACUACGACUACGUGGAUGUGGAGACCAUUGCCAACAUCGUGACGGCCGUGAGACACUCCUACCUGUGGGCCAGCUCCUCUCAGGAUCACCGAGCGGACUCCUCUCGGGUGGUGUACGAUGAUGUCCCCUAUGAGAAGGUUCAGGCAGACGAGGAGCCGGGCCGGCCGGGGGCCGCUCAGGUGAAGCGCCACGCCUCGUCCUGCAGCGAGAAGUCUCGACGGGUGGACCCGCAGGUCAAAGUGAAGAGACACGCAUCCAGUGCCAACCAGUACAGGUACGGCAAGAACCGGGCCGAGGAGGACGCCAGGCGAUUCCUGACGGAGAAGGAGAAGCUGGAGAAGGAGAAGGCGUCGAUCCGCAGCGAGCUGGUGUCGCUGCGGAAGGAGAAGAGGGAGCUGCGGGAAGCCAUGAAGGGCAGCACGGGGCCGCGGCUGCAGGAGCUGGAGCAGCGGGUGGCGGUGCUGGAGGAGCGCUGCCGGCAGAAGGAGGAGUCUCGGGUCGAUCUGGAGCUCAAGCUGACCGAAGUGAAGGAGCAGCUGAAGCAGUCGCUGGCAGGAGGGCCGGCCCUGGGGCUGGCUGUGACCAGCAAGACUGAGAAUGGGGAAACCACAAACAAGCCAAACGGGAGCCCCCCUGAGCACUUGGUUCCUGUGAACUGUGCGGCAGAGCUGAGGAAGAGAAGCCCCUCCAUCAUCCCUGCCAACACGGGGACCGUGCUGCGGAAAGCCAAGGAAUGGGAAAAGAAGCAGACUUAAGUCAGCCUGCCAAACCCUGAACACACAGUGGGGAUCACAGAGGAGCCACCAGCCCCUUUUCUCUGAGACACUGGAAGGGUGGAAGAGACGUUCUGCCAGCCCCAUCACCACUAUAAACCAGGGAAAGGGGGCAGGAGGGGACUGGGGAGGUGGGUGGGGA
Molecule: messenger RNA, 2507 nt
Organism: Lonchura striata (white-rumped munia)
Lineage: Eukaryota; Metazoa; Chordata; Aves; Passeriformes; Estrildidae
Gene: AFAP1L1
Product: actin filament associated protein 1 like 1
Cellular component (GO): cytosol
Molecular function (GO): SH3 domain binding
Source: RefSeq, a predicted model, not a curated record